Molecule: messenger RNA, 1102 nt
Organism: Octodon degus (degu)
Lineage: Eukaryota; Metazoa; Chordata; Mammalia; Rodentia; Octodontidae
Gene: Mogat3
Product: monoacylglycerol O-acyltransferase 3
Exons: 6
Coding region: 40-1020 (326 amino acids)
Biological process (GO): triglyceride biosynthetic process; diacylglycerol biosynthetic process
Cellular component (GO): endoplasmic reticulum membrane
Molecular function (GO): diacylglycerol O-acyltransferase activity
Source: RefSeq, a predicted model, not a curated record
AAGGGGGGUGCCUCAGGGCUGCAAAGCACCCUGUGCAGCAUGGAGACCUCUUCCAGCCUCCUCCACAGGGGUCUCCAAGUCUUUGCUGUCCUGCAAUGGGUCUUCUCCUUCUUGGGACUUGCCCAGGUGUGCCUGGUGGCCUUGGUCCUGGCUGCCCUGGGCCGGGCCUGGAUCCUAGUGGUCCUCUACCUAGCCUGGCUCUACACAGACAGAGACACACCCAGAGCUGGAGGCCGCCGCUCAGCCUGGGUCCGAGGCUGGGCCGUCUGGAGACAUUUUCGAGACUACUUUCCUAUCAAGCUGGUUAAAACCGCAGAGUUGGAUCCCUCCCAGAACUACCUCUUUGGCUUCCAUCCUCAUGGGGUCCUCGUUGUGGGAGCCUUCGCCAACUUCUGCACCGAAGCCACUGGUUUUUCCCGUCUCUUCCCCGGCCUGCGCCCACACCUGCUCAUGCUGCCCUGUUGGUUCCGAGUCCCCUUCUUCCGUGACUACAUCAUGACCAGUGGCUUGGUCUCCUCUGACAAAGCCAGUGCUGCCUAUCUGCUGUCCCGUCCUGGGGGUGGCCAGGUGGCAGUCCUCGCAGUGGGAGGGCCCCUGGAGGCAUUGGAGGCAAAGCCGGGUGCCCUGAGCCUGCGGAUCCGGAAUCAGAAGGGAUUCGUUAAACUGGCGUUGGAACAUGGGGUCUCCCUAGUGCCUGUCUUCUCCUUCGGGGAGAACGAGCUCUUCCAGCAGUACCCGAAUCCGCCCGGUUCGUGGGUGCGAAGGGUGCAGGAGUCACUGCAGUCCCUGCUGCGUGUGGCCCUGCCGCUGUUCCACGGCCGCGGAGGGUUCCUGCUGCCCUUCCGGGAGCCCAUCCACACCGUCGUGGGCGCCGCGAUCCCGGUGCAGCGAUGCCCAAGGCCCAGCCGCGCGCAGGUGGACGAGCUGCAUGCCCUCUACGUGGAGCGCCUCACGCAGCUCUUCGAAGAGCACAAGGAGCGCUGCGGGGUCCCCGCCGAUCGGCACCUCGUGUUCACCUAGGCGCGCUGCCCCCUCCCGGCCCGCUCUGUGCCCUUGGCAACUGCAGGUGGGGGAGUGGAAUUAAAGGUGGGAACAGACCGUG